GCCGAGCGCGGCUUGAAGCGCAGGACAGGGGGGGCCCGGGUCGCCUUCCCGGGACAGCUCCGCGCUAGCUGUGAAGCGCCCGGCCCCAUCCCACCCCUGCGCUCUCUAUGUGAGGCUCCCGGAUGGCGAUAGACCGGCGACGCGAAGCGGCUGGCGGAGGCCGGCAGCUGCCGGAGGAGAACGGGUCCCUGCCGGCCGGGGAGGCGGGCUCGGCGGCGGCUGCAGCAGCGACGCUGGCGGUGGCUCCCCCCGCACCCGCGGAGAUCCAGACCCUGCCGCCGCCGCCCGCCGCCGGCUCCUCCAGCCCCCUGCUGCUGGACUACGAUGGCUCGGUGCUGCCUCUGCUCGGCGGGCUGGGCGGCGGGUACCAGAGGACCCUGGUGCUGCUCACUUGGAUCCCGGCCCUUUUCAUCGGCUUCAGCCAGUUCUCGGACUCCUUCCUGCUGGACCAGCCCGACUUCUGGUGCCGGGAGGCGGACGGGCAGGGCAACGGGACGGGCCACUUGACCCGGGGCCCCGCUAACCACAGCCAGAGCAGCGGCGCCGGGAUGCUGGGGACUCCGGCGCUGCCCACCCUGCCGCCGGGAGACAACGCCAGCCAGUGCCACUGCCACGAGUGGCAGUACCGGAUCCGGGCCGGCCUCGUCCAGAACGUCGUGAGCAAGUGGGAUCUUGUUUGUGAAUCUUCCUGGAAAGUCCAUAUUGCUAAAUUCUCCCUACUGGUAGGCUUAAUCUUUGGCUACUUGAUUACAGGAUGUAUAGCUGACUGGGUUGGUCGACGGCCAGUGCUACUCUUCUCGGUCAUAUUCAUUCUUAUAUUUGGACUGACUGUGGCUCUCUCAGUAAAUGUGACAAUGUUCAGCACGCUCAGGUUUUUUGAAGGGUUUUGCCUGGCUGGAAUAAUCCUCUCGCUGUAUGCACUGCGAAUAGAACUCUGUCCUCCUGGGCACCGCUUCAUGGUCACCAUGGUGGCAAGCUUCAUUGCAAUGGCAGGACAGUUCCUCAUGCCAGGGCUGGCUGCCCUCUGCAGGGACUGGCAGGUUCUCCAGGCGGUCAUCAUCUGCCCUUUCCUACUGAUGUUACUUUACUGGGUUAUUUUCCCGGAGUCCCUUCGGUGGCUGAUGGCUACACAACAAUUUGAGGCAUCCAAGAAACUUAUUCUUCACUUCACUAACAAGAACGAGAUGAACAUUGAAAGUGAUAUCAAAGGCGUGAUGCCCGAGCUGGAGAAGGAGCUUACCAGGAGGCCCAAGAAGGUCUGCAUUGUUAAAGUAGUGGGAACCAGGAACCUGUGGAAAAACAUUGUAGUAUUGUGUGUGAACUCGCUGACCGGAUUUGGGAUACAUCACUGCUUUGCAAAAAGCAUGAUGGGUCAUGAAGCGAAGAUGACGAUCACCCACAAUUUCUAUGCAGACUACUAUACCAUGGCAGGGAUUGCUCUGGCAUCCUGCCUGGCUAUGUGCCCCGUGGUUGGGUUUCUAGGGCGAAGAGGAGGACUGCUGCUGUUCAUGAUUCUGACAGCUCUGGCAUCGCUUCUACAGUUAGGCCUUCUCAACUUGAUUGGAAAAUACAGUCAGCUUCCAGACUCAGGUAUGAGUGACAGCGUCAAGGACAAAUUCUCUACAGCAUUUUCCAUUGUGGGUAUGUUUUCAUCGCAUGCUGGUGGAAGUCUUAGUGUGUUCUUCUGUGCUGAAAUCACACAACAUGUCAUCAAGGGAGGUGGACUUGGACUUGUCCUGGCCAGUGCAGGCUUUGGUAUGCUGACUGCACCUAUAAUGGAGCUUCAUAACCAGAAAGGCUACUUUCUGCACCAUGUGAUCUUUGCCUGCUGUACGCUCAUAUGCAUCAUCUGUAUUCUUCUCUUGCCGGAGAGUAAGAACCAAAACCUGCCUGAGAACAUCCCAGACGGCGAACACUAUACCAGGAAGCCCCUCCUGCCACACAAGAAAGGGGAGCAGCCCCUGCUUCUGACAAACUCUGAACUCAAGGAUUACUCUGGCCUCCACGAUUCAUCAGCUGUGGGCGACGGGGUGUCCGAGAAUACCACUGCCAAUGGGAUGUAACUGGGCAGAUUUGGGGGGGGGGGAGGGAGAAGGAGCACUUUGGGUGGGGUGUUUUGCACAGGUUUGCAGACCAGUGAUGGAACAGAUGGAUACAUGGGGGAAUUCAGCUCUGCUGCUAAAGCCACUUAUUGUAGGAAUCUUCAACUGGUAUACAAAUUACUUUUGAAAAGUUAUGGGGGAAAUAACAAAUAUGAGAAAAGAAGUGGCCAGAGAUAACCCUUCCAAACUUUCUUUUCCUGGAAUUAAAUGUUUAUAUUUAUUUUGAUUAUCAUUUUAAAGAAGCACUUUACACCCUUUUCACUGAUCACAUGAAUUAAGCCAUCUUAUUUCAAGAGGUGCAGCCAUUCCAAAAAAGAAAUGGUGUGAUGUUUUUUGUUUUUGUGUUUUGUUAAAGGAAAGAGGUAUCUCUGCUGCAAAGUUGAAUCCACUGAAACUUAGGCUAGCGCAACAUUAGUUCUGCCUGUCCAGAAAGUCAAAUCCCCCAGGUUGCCUGUUCUGUUUGUACAAACAACAAAAAACCUGUUGUAAUUCAAAUUCUGACUGCAUUUUAUUUAGCGUAAAUUAGGUUUUGAUAGUGUCCCCGUAUGUAUUUAAAAGUUAUUUUCUAAAUUAAAGUAGAGUUGAUUUUUUACUGUAGUUAAAGCAAUCAGCAAAAUACUACACAAACUAGCUUAGUUUUUCAAUCAGGGUCAGCCUUAUACAUUUUAAAUAUCACAUUCGGCUCUUAGAGAUUUCCUGCAAGUGAUUUAAUAAUAAUAUAAACUGAAAUGAGUUGCCCACCAGUGGUAAAAUUAGAUUUACCAAGAAUGGUUUUAACUAACAGGAGGUCCAAUAUCUGUAUCGUGGUGUUCCAGAGAAUAUUUUUGGUCAAAGGAGACAAAAUGUAGGCGUAUUGGCUAGAAUCUGAAAUGCUUGCUCCAAAAGGGAGUUUAGCUGAAAUUUCCACUAGUACAAGAGCUGUGACAUUGCAUACCCUAACUGUUUAACGCCUAUUGUUAUUUAAAUUUAUUUUAUUAGAAUAAAAGGAAAUGAAUUGAUUAUAUGAAUAAAUACUGAAGAUGGGGAGAAAAAAAAGGAAGGGCUGUUUAAAAUGUUACUUAAGUAGAGGUCAAGAGGGCACUCCCUAUGAAAUGGGUCCUCUUUAAUUAUACAUUUUUAAAACCUCCUGUCCAAGCCAGAAUUGUGAUUACUAUAUAUUUUGCUGUCUCCUGUUUGCUAUUUCUGACCCAAGAAUUUACAAUGAACUUCCACCUUAAUCCCACCAAAAAUGUGCUUUUGUAGAUUCUCCCUUAAUGUUUGAUUAAAGUAAUUUAAAAUGCCUCUGCUUAGUAAAGUAAGAAACAAAUCUUUUCAUUUAUUGUAAAGAUGGCUAUUUGAUAAUAGCCAGGUAACCUCCUCUUUCCAGUCCCCAAGCCAGCAACAGAUUUGCAUUGGCCAUCAGAUUUUGAUUCUUGUUGUGUGAAUGUCUUAAGGAUCUAGUUAAUACAAGGACAUUCUGAGUUUAAAAGCUUUUUUGCAUCAUUAACCAUCCCCCCACCACUACUUUCCUUACCUUAUUCACUCGGGCCAUGCAUAUUUGAAUUGCCCAGUGGUACAGCCAUUUAAAUGAACAGAGCAGCAGGAUGUGUAAUGUUGUAUUGAGCAUCCAUAUGAUUGCCACUUUGUUUGAUGGACAUCUUGCAUUCAUAUAGGCAUGGAAAGGCUAAUCUGCACUUUCCUCUUCUUCCCUAUCCCUUCUUUUGCUCUAUAUAUUGUCUGUUAACUACUGUACCUACUACUUACAUCCUCCAUUAGGCUGCCUUUGUCCUCUUGUAACCCACACAAAAUCAGCAAGACUGUGAGUAGUGCAGUAAGCCACACAGCUGCAGAUGCUGAUGAGUGCAAGAGGACAAGCAGGCCUGGAGAAGUGACAAAGAUUGUUGUGGUUGGAAAAUCAAUGUUGUCCUAAAGCUGCUAACUUUUGUACAGAGGAUGUGGACAUUUAGGUUCUUUUUGAGCCACAUAAGAAACACUGGACCAGUUGAUGGUAAUUUUGCCUGGAGUUACACUACUGUUUUCACCUUAGUUAGACUUGCUGUGACAGCAACAGACCAAUUUUUCUUAUACUCUCAAGUUACUGUACAGUUUGAAAGUGGCCACCUCUCCUUCAUUUUGUUCUGCGUUCAGAUUUUUGCAGCCUGCAUUCACCUUGAAAAUAUGGCCUUUCGGUUUGUGCAGUAUUCAUGUGCCAAAUUUGUGUAAUACCUUUUGCCUUUUAUAUGAAGCUUGUUACAAGCCACAUAUCAGGAAAGGUGGGUUUAUAUCAAAAUCUAGAAAGUAAAACAAAUAAUAAUCCAGGGAGGGGGGCCUUGACACAGGAGACCAAUAGAGAGCGCGGAGGAUUGUCUGAAAUCAGGCAUGCACACACACUCAGCUGUUACGCAGUACUUUGCAAUCCAUAUACCAUAUACUUUUUAGUUCAUGGUCUCUGUGCAAAUAUACUCAGGCUACAGUACAAAUCAUGUAGGCCUUUCACAAGCCUAUUAGGUGGACUGCAUUUAGCACUGUUAUGGUCCUGGUGUGUCAUCGCUGUUGUCCACAGCACUUUAUAGUUUCCUAUUCUGGUGUUUGCUCUUUCAUUACAAACAGUCCCAGGAAAAAGAACUGUUUAAACAUAUCAGCCUAUUUAUAUAAGAAAUAAAUACAUUGGGUGACAGGAGCACUUGGCAAUUUUUGUGAAAUUGACUUUUGUUUUGUUUUUUUUUAAUUUGCGUGAGAUGAGGCAUUUGGUACUAGUCCUUUGAAAUGAGAUCCCAACACCUAUGGUUUGCUUGGCUCAGUCAUGGCAAAAACAUUAAGUAAUAGCCUGUCUCAGUAGCUCUGUUGUAGCUCAUUUGAGAGGAUGAAAGCCUGUUUUUUAAAAAGAUAUUGGCCAUCAGCUCUUGUGGAGUGUAUCUGAGACUGGAAAGUUUCUGGGGAGGUACUAAAUGAUAUAGCAGGGCUGCAGGCUAUAAACAAACAUGUUUCCUAUCCAGUACUUUGUAUGGUUGGGUACUGUGGCAGUUUUUUAACAACUGUCUGUCAAGCCAUAAGCUUCUCAAUUAUGGUUCUCCAUAGCGCAAAGGAAACACUUUUCUCAGAUGACUACUGUUCCCAGCCAAGGCAACAAGGAAAGCAUUCAAAGCUUUGCUGUCCAUUUUGGCCCACUUCUUUCCAUGAGCCCUCAGUUACUCUAAUCCACUAGUGGGGUUUUUAGUUACCAUUUAAGGGGUGGGUUUUGGUUUUGUUUUUAGAAUUUUUAAACAGAAUGUGAAAAUAGCAUUACACUUCAUCAUUUUAAGGGGUGUGUUUUUCAGUAAUGUUUCUGUUGCCAAACACACUGAAAAUAGAUAAGGUGGGGAAUACCAUGUAAUCUUCUUGCCACUUUUGAAAAAUGUUGUUUUGGUUUCAGCAGGGUUUUUUUGUUUUGUUUUUGUUUUAACAUGGAAGUAAUUUUCUUAAAUGAUGCCACCUCCUGGAGCCAAAUGCUAAAGAUCACCAAAUUGGAAGCAGAAGUGCCAUUAAAUGAACUCUGUGAAUGUCAAGUCAAAUUGCACCUGUAGCUAGCACAUAAAGACAACACUUAAGUGUGGGUUGAUCUCCCACACUUUAACUUAAAAAAUAAUAAUCCUCAUUUUAAUUGUAUUGUGUGAAAUGUCUUGGGAAAGGAGUACAGUGUGUUUGUCUAGUGGGUGAGACUUCCCUCCCUCCCCUCAGUUUCCAAUGAAGUUUUAUUAAAGAAUUGUGUUACUGUAUGUUUUGAUCAUGAGUAGUCUGGUGGUGCUUAUUCAUAGCACAAGCUUAAAUCAAGUACUGAAAACAGUCUUACAAGCUAAAUGUCUGCAUGAUGUUACAUCUGUUGUACCUACUGAAAAACUUUGUAUGUAAAUGUACAGAAAUAAAAAGGUGUUGCCCCAUUAGCAUACUUCCUUUUGAAUGUCUUUCUUGCCUUCAGUGUGAUGAGUGUUAAAGCUGUGCU
Molecule: messenger RNA, 6060 nt
Organism: Gopherus evgoodei (Goodes thornscrub tortoise)
Lineage: Eukaryota; Metazoa; Chordata; Testudines; Testudinidae
Gene: SLC22A23
Product: solute carrier family 22 member 23
Exons: 11
Coding region: 123-2063 (646 amino acids)
Biological process (GO): transmembrane transport
Cellular component (GO): membrane
Molecular function (GO): transmembrane transporter activity
Source: RefSeq, a predicted model, not a curated record